AUGACAGGAAAAAAGGAAUUCGACGAGCAUUUUGGAGAAUGGUCGCGAUCCGUUCAACGUACCGUGGAUAACACUUCAGUGGUUCCUCGCCAAGAUUAUGGUGAUACUGCCGAAUCACAGAUUGUCACACGUUCAGUUGUCACCUCAAGUAGCAGAAAUUCGAAGAGCUCCAAGUCCAGCUCACGUGCAAGUGAUCGAUGAAAAAAGGCUAAAGCCGAGCUGCUUUGUCGUGAAGUUGGGUUGAAGAAUCUGUUAAAGCGCCAGGAGAUGGAACGUCAAAUGGAACGUCAAAUAGCCGAGAUGAAAAUUCAAGAAGAUGAAUUGAAACGCCGGAUUGCUUUAUUGACCGCAGAAGGGGAAAUAGAGAAAGCUAAGGCCGUUGAUGAGCUUUAUGAAACUUCGGAAUAUUCAAAACGUGGUAUCGAGGCAGAGUUGAAACCGGUUUACAAACACGAAACACGCGAUUCCUUACCUCCUGUGAAAGACCUUCAGGUUGGACCGAACUUUAAGAGGGGCGACUUCAAGCAAGUUGGAAGAAACUAUUCUAAAUCAGUGCUGAAUCCAGGUGCUCAACCUUGGGACCUAGGACCCCCGCAGAACACUAUCGGCGCUGGAGACCCCACUGGUUCCCAACAGUUGUAA
Molecule: messenger RNA, 642 nt
Organism: Porites lobata
Lineage: Eukaryota; Metazoa; Cnidaria; Anthozoa; Scleractinia; Poritidae
Source: the annotation of a GenBank genome assembly